Messenger RNA from Salvelinus sp. IW2-2015, 728 nucleotides. RefSeq names its product NADH dehydrogenase [ubiquinone] iron-sulfur protein 5. Gene Ontology annotation, biological process: mitochondrial respiratory chain complex I assembly. Lineage: Eukaryota; Metazoa; Chordata; Actinopteri; Salmoniformes; Salmonidae. The record is from RefSeq and is a predicted model, not a curated record.
GUAAAUAUAGGCUAGGUUGCCAAAAGACCAUCUGAUUUCAGGCUUAGGCCGCUCUACUAUAAAGUGAGGGGAUCCACACAGAAGGUUAAAGUGACUUCACCAAAACACGCAUCAUGCCGUUCAUCGACCUCCAGGGGAAGUUGGGCAUCAACAUGGACAAAUGGAUGUUGAUCCAGGGUGGAGAGCAGCCAUACAAACGUGCGCCGCGCUGCCACGCCUUUGAGAAGGAGUGGAUCGAGUGUGCGGAUGGCAUUGGUCAGACCCGUGCCAAGAAGGAGUGCAAGCUAGAGUUUGAGGACUUCUAUGAGUGCAUGCACAGAGAGAAGACGCACAAGAGGCUGUAUGAGAUCCGUAAGCAGCGGGACAAGAUGGUGAAGGAGGGCACCUACCAGACCCCAGCUCACCACACUGGCGCUCAGGCUGACAACAGGCCUUGACCUUAUUUGACCUUGUUGACCACAAGGUACAGUGUAGGGAGAGAUGAUUGGAAGAAAGGGACAGAAAUGUGAAGGUGAUUUAUAAUAUGUGCACUCAGGUUUCAGUUUGAUGUUCACUAUAUUUGUGUCCCCCCAAAAACGUUUGACAGCCUCUCUCAAUAUUUCCUCUGAAUGUGCAGUUAAGUGUCUGACGUGGAUAUCUCUCACUGUCUGUGCAGGUAGCUUAGUGGUUAGAGCGUUGGAUGAGUAACCGAAAGGUUGCAAGGUCAAAUCCCCGAGCUGACAAGGUAA